Messenger RNA from Momordica charantia (bitter melon), 2422 nucleotides. Its product is annotated as phenylalanine ammonia-lyase 1. The record is from RefSeq and is a predicted model, not a curated record. Lineage: Eukaryota; Viridiplantae; Streptophyta; Magnoliopsida; Cucurbitales; Cucurbitaceae. Gene Ontology annotation, molecular function: ammonia-lyase activity. Gene Ontology annotation, biological process: L-phenylalanine catabolic process. Gene Ontology annotation, cellular component: cytoplasm.
UUCCUCUCGCCUCAGGAAAACCAAACUUAGUUUUCCUUUUUCUAAUAAAUUCCCAAUUUUAGUUUCUUCCCCCUCCCCGGCCCCUGAAUUUUUCCAGCAAUGGAAGCCAGCCAACUCGAGAGCUGCAAUAACUACAACGGCCAUAUUCCGGUGGAUAACCAUAUUUGCGUCAAAAACAAGGACCCAUUGCAUUGGGCCGCCGCGGCGGAGGGCCUCAAAGAGAGUCACUUGGAGGAGGUGAAGCGGAUGGUGGACGAUUACCGGAGGGCGGCGGUCCGCCUCGGUGGGGAGAGCCUCACCAUCGGGCAGGUGGCUGCGGUGGCCUUGCAUGACGGUGGGGUCAAGGUGGAGCUUAACCACUCUGCCAGAGCCGCGGUCAAAGCUAGUAGUGAUUGGGUGAUGGAAAGCAUGAAUAAAGGUACCGACAGCUACGGUGUCACCACUGGUUUUGGUGCAACUUCCCAUAGAAGGACAAACGAAGGAGCUGCCUUGCAAAAGGAGCUCAUUAGAUUCUUGAAUGCCGGAAUAUUUGGGAAUGGAACAGAGGCGAACCACACGCUGCCACAUACCGCUACAAGAGCCGCGAUGCUGGUUAGAAUCAACACCCUUCUUCAAGGCUAUUCGGGUAUUAGAUUCGAGAUUUUGGAGUCUAUUACAAAGCUCCUCAACCACAAUGUCACGCCCUGUUUGCCGUUGCGCGGCACCAUCACUGCGUCGGGUGAUUUGGUUCCCUUCUCUUACCUUGCUGGCUUGUUGACUGGUCGACCUAAUGCCAAGGCUAUCGGGCCGGCUGGGGAGCAGCUCGAUGCUGGAGCAGCCUUUCAACUCGCAGGCAUUGACAGUGGUUUCUUUGAGCUGCAGCCUAAAGAAGGUCUCGCACUUGUUAAUGGCACGGGCGUUGGCUCUGGUUUGGCUUCCAUUGUUUUGUUUGAAGCCAACAUUUUGGCUCUUUUAUCAGAAGUUUUGUCAGCAGUUUUUGCUGAAGUUAUGCAAGGAAAGCCCGAGUUUACUGACCAUUUAACCCACAGAUUGAAGCACCAUCCUGGUCAAAUUGAAGCUGCGGCGGUUAUGGAGUAUAUUUUGGACGGGAGUGCUUUUGUCAAAGAUGAUAAAAAAUUACAUGAAAUGGACCCUCUUCAAAAGCCGAAGCAAGAUCGUUAUGCUCUUCGAACUUCUCCUCAAUGGCUAGGCCCUCAAAUUGAAAUCAUCCGACAUUCAACAAAGUCAAUUGAAAGAGAGAUCAACUCAGUGAACGACAAUCCACUUAUUGAUGUUUCGAGGAACAAAGCCUUACACGGUGGCAAUUUUCAAGGAACUCCAAUUGGGGUGUCCAUGGACAACACAAGACUAGCCAUAGCCUCAAUUGGGAAGCUCAUGUUUGCUCAAUUCUCCGAACUAGUCAACGAUUUCUAUAACAAUGGCCUACCUUCGAACCUCUCUGCUGGAAGCAACCCAAGCUUAGACUAUGGAUUUAAAGGAGCCGAAAUCGCCAUGGCUGCCUAUUGCUCAGAGCUGCAAUUCUUAGCAAAUCCCGUCACCAACCAUGUCCAAAGUGCGGAGCAACACAACCAAGACGUGAACUCAUUGGGUCUAAUUUCUUCAAGAAAAACAGCUGAGGCAGUAGAAAUCUUGAAGCUGAUGAGCACAACCUUCCUAGUUGGUCUCUGCCAAGCCAUAGAUUUGAGACACAUGGAAGAGAAUCUGAAGAGCACUGUGAAAAACACAGUGAGUCAAGUGGCCAAGAAGGUUCUAACCAUUGGAGUAAACGGAGAGCUCCAUCCUUCAAGAUUCUGUGAGAAAGAUUUGCUCAAAGUCAUUGAUCGGGAGCAUGUUUUUGCCUACAUUGACGACGCGUGUAGCAUGACAUAUCCUUUAAUGCAAAAGCUGAGGCAAGUUCUGGUUGAACAUGCUCUGAACAACCAUGAAGAUUUGAAGAAUUCAAAAUCUUCAAUCUUUCUAAAGAUUGGAGCUUUUGAGGAAGAGCUAAAGACCCUUUUGCCCAAAGAGGUAGAAAGUGGAAGACAAGCCCUUGGAAGAGGCAAAGCAGCAAUUUGCAACAAGAUCAAAGAAUGUAGAUCUUAUCCACUAUACAGAUUUGUAAGAGAAGAUUUGGGAACUUCUAUUUUGACAGGGGAGAAGGUGAAAUCCCCUGGGGAAGAAUUUGACAAAGUUUUUACAGCAAUUUGUGAGGGGAAAAUCAUUGAUCCUCUGCUUGAAUGCCUUGAAUGUUGGGAUGGGACUCCUCUUCCUGUAAAUUAGAAUACCACUGCCAUGUGGCCACUGUCCUCUGUAUUAUUAUUUCCUAUCAAUUCACUGUCUUCAACUUUUGUUAUCAAGUGGCUGCCAAGUUAGCCCUCUUCUGUUAAAACUGUGUAAAAAAGAACUUUUAUUGAUGACAAAAUAAGCUUGUGGGAUGUCUGUA